Messenger RNA from Anoplopoma fimbria (sablefish), 1047 nucleotides. Its product is annotated as vasopressin V2 receptor-like. NCBI's taxonomy places the organism in Eukaryota, Metazoa, Chordata, Actinopteri, Perciformes, Anoplopomatidae. Gene Ontology annotation, biological process: regulation of systemic arterial blood pressure by vasopressin; G protein-coupled receptor signaling pathway; positive regulation of vasoconstriction. Gene Ontology annotation, molecular function: peptide binding; vasopressin receptor activity. The transcript has 2 exons. The coding region runs from base 1 to 1047 and encodes 348 amino acids. The record is from RefSeq and is a predicted model, not a curated record. Gene Ontology annotation, cellular component: membrane.
AUGUGUCCUCAGAAUGGCAGUAACUUUUCGGAGGACGUGCUGAGAGAUGAGAGUUUGGCCAAGCUGGAGAUCACGCUCCUCAGUGUCAUCUUUAUCAGCGCCGCCGUCCUCAACACCUCCCUGCUGCUCGUCCUCUGGAGGCAGCGCAAACAGAUGUCCAGGAUGCGCGUCUUCGUCUUCCACCUGUGCCUGGCGGAUCUGGUGGUCGCUUUCUUCCAGGUGUGCCCGCAGCUCAUGUGGGACAUCACAGACAGAUUCGUGGGACCAGACCUGGUGUGCCGCCUGGUGAAGUACCUUCAAGUUCUCGGCAUGUUUUCAUCCACUUACAUGAUCGUGGUGAUGACAGUCGACAGAUACCAAGCUGUCUGCAACCCGAUGGUGAAAUUCCAGCGGAAAAGCACGAGGCUUAACAUCCCUGUGCUCAUGGCAUGGGGGGUUUCUCUGCUGGGCAGCUUGCCACAGGUUUUUAUUUUCUCUCAGGUCGAGGUUGCACCUGGUGUGUUUGACUGCUGGGCCAAAUUCAUCCAGCCGUGGGGGCUGCAGACUUACAUAACCUGGACCACUCUAGUCAUUUUUAUUUUACCUGUCAUUACUGUUGUUUUUUGUCAAGUGCGCAUCUGCCGAGCCAUCCAGAUCAACCUCUAUCAAAAGACUCAACAGCAGGGCAAAGUGGGUCUCCGUCUGCCAUCCAGAGCCAGCGGUGUGGCCGGAAUGUCCAAGGCCAGGGUGAAAACGCUGAAGAUGACAGUGGUUAUCGUGCUGGCUUAUAUUGUCUGCUGGGCACCCUUUUUCACUGUCCAGCUCUGGUCCGCCUGGGACACGAAUGCGCCCAAAGAAACUGCGACGUUCACAGUCCUGAUGUUGCUGGCCAGUCUGAACAGCUGCGCCAAUCCCUGCAUUUAUCUUCUGUUCAGCGGUCAGUUUCCUCAGAGGCUUGUGAAACUUCUGUGGCCGCGGCACCCCAACGGUAAAUAUUCAAUCCAUGAAGAGGCGCCGCUGGUCAGCACGUUGUACGUGAGUUUCAAAAGUGUGUACGAGUCCAAAUGA